CUCCCCCUCUCCAUCUCCGGUGUGGGAGCGGCAAUGGCGGCGGCGGAGGACAGCCCGCGGUACGCGCUGCGCGCGACGCUGGCGGGGCACCGCCGCGAGGUGUCCGCCGUCAAGUUCUCCCUGGACGGCCGCCUCCUCGCGUCGGGGUCCGCCGACAAGCUACUCCGCGUCUGGAGCACAUCCGACCUCUCCCCCUUCACGGAGCUCGCAGGGCACGGGGAGGUGGUGUCCGACUCCGACCUCGCCUUCUCCCCCGACGACCGCCUCAUCGCCUCCGCCUCCGGCGACCGCACCGUCCGCAUCUGGGACCUCGGCGACGGCGGCGAGCCCCACCUCAUGAAGACGCUGAUCGAAUACACCAACUACGCCUUCUGCGUCGCCUUGAGCCCCCACGGGAACAUGCUCGCCUCGGGCUCCUUCGACGUGACGGAGCGCGUGUGGGAGGUCAGGUCGGGGAGGUGCCUUCGCGUGCUUCCGGGAUUCCGGCCUGUUAGGGCCCACUCUGAGGCCGUCACCGCCGUCCACUUCAACCACGACGGGUCCAUGAUUGUGUCCGGGAGCUACGACGGCCUCUGCCGCAUCAAGACUCUCAUCGACGACGAGAGCCCGCCGGUGUCCUUCGCCAAGUUCUCGCCCAACGGGAAGUUCGUGCUUGCGGCCACUCUUGAUAGCAAGCUGGUGAGUUGUUCAAAAACGUUCCCUCAACUUGCAGCACGUGUGAAAAAUGCAUGUGUUAUGUGA
Molecule: messenger RNA, 741 nt
Organism: Oryza brachyantha (malo sina)
Lineage: Eukaryota; Viridiplantae; Streptophyta; Magnoliopsida; Poales; Poaceae
Product: COMPASS-like H3K4 histone methylase component WDR5A
Exons: 2
Coding region: 34-741 (235 amino acids)
Cellular component (GO): Set1C/COMPASS complex
Molecular function (GO): histone binding
Source: RefSeq, a predicted model, not a curated record